Messenger RNA from Salvia miltiorrhiza (redroot sage), 2989 nucleotides. Its product is annotated as putative late blight resistance protein homolog R1A-10. Gene Ontology annotation, biological process: defense response to other organism. The record is from RefSeq and is a predicted model, not a curated record. The coding region runs from base 132 to 2750 and encodes 872 amino acids. NCBI's taxonomy places the organism in Eukaryota, Viridiplantae, Streptophyta, Magnoliopsida, Lamiales, Lamiaceae. Gene Ontology annotation, molecular function: ADP binding. The transcript is spliced from 2 exons.
GUUCCGUCCCUCUCGGUCCAUAGCUUUUUGUGAACUUCCAUAGACGCUCAACUUUUGAGAAUUUAGAAACACCGUCUCAUUUUCAUUCCCAUAUUCUGCAUUCUCAAUAGCUAAAACACAAUUUCAAAAUCAUGGCGGCUUAUGCAUCUCUCCUUUCUCUUAUGAAUAUCAUAGAUACCCUUAAGCUUCAUCCUUGCCCUCCUAUUUCUCUCCCUUUUAAACAAGUUCAGUCUCUCAUUGAAAAAGUUUGUUUCCUGCUCGAAUUUCUCGAAGCCUACAACCCUCAUCUUGGCUACACCACAGAAGCAGAUCCCUUGGAGAGUCGCAUUGCAGAUGCAGCUCAUGCGGCCGAAGACGUGAUCGAAUCUCAUAUUGUGGAUCAGAUCACAAGUGAUGGGGGAAAGAUUAGCUCCGACGCCUUGCAUCAAGCUCUGGAGAAGGUGAUCAAAGAAAUGGCGUUGAUCCAAAAAGAGGCCAUGGAAGUCAAACAGACUCAAAAUCAGCCCCGCAUAAAGUCAACGCCUUCAGAUUCAAUGGAACUUGCUUCAAUUUCGCAGAAGAAGAAGAGUAGGAUGGUGGGUGCUGACGAUCUCAAGCUUCAAAUGAUGGAUAAGCUCACUUCUGAUUGCCGUGAUCUACAAAUCAUUCCAAUUGUAGGAAUGGGCGGCUCUGGUAAGACCACUCUUGCUAGAAACAUUUAUCAAGAACGUCUUAUUAAGGAGCAUUUUUAUGUUUGUGGUUGGGCUACCAUCUCUCAAGAAUAUAGCAUUCGAGAAAUUCUCAUACAAGUUCUUGGAGAAUUAAUUAACGAAUAUAGUAAACAUUCUAGGGAAGAUAAGUUAGGCGAGAUGUUACAUAAACAUCUGUUUGGUCGAAAAUACUUGAUUGUAAUGGAUGAUAUGUGGAGUAUUGAGGCUUGGGAUAGAGUUAUGAGGUAUUUUCCAGACAACAAAAAUGGUAGCAGAAUUGUAAUAACAACUAGGCUAGCAAACUUGGCUGUUGAGUUAGCCAGCUCUAAUAGCCUCAAGAUGAGGUUUUUGGAUGAGGCUGAUAGUUGGGAUCUUCUCUCCAAAAUUGUGUUUGGUGAGGAAAGUUGCCCUCUUGAAUUGGAGGAAAUCGGAAAAAAGAUUGGAAAAAGUUGCAAAGGACUUCCAUUGUCAAUUGUUGUAGUGGGAGGGCUUUUGGCCAAGUCCAAACAUGCAAGAGAGUUUUGGGAAUACAUAGGGGAAAACUUGAAUGCAACUGUUAAUUUAGAGGAUGAUGAACGUUGCUUGAAAAUAUUGUACAUGAGUUACAGGCAAUUGCCGGUACAUUUGAAACCAUGUUUUCUCUAUAUGGGAGUUUUUCCGGAGGAUAAACCGAUUCAUAUCUCAAAGCUUAUUAAGCUAUGGGUUGCCGAAGGAUUUCUAAAGCCUAUAGCAGGAAUAAGCUUGGAAGAUAUAGGAAAAGAGUACUUGAAUGGCCUAAUCAGUAGAAACCUCAUUUUGAUUCAUGAACUAGGCAGCACCGGAAGCAUAAAAUACUGCAAGAUUCAUGAUCUCUUGAGAGAUUUCUGCCUGAGAGAGGCUCAAAAGGAAAGGUUUUAUGGUGUAGUGAGACAAGAUACGUCUCAAGAAACUAUGAAUGCCCAACGCCGCCUUGUUGUUUCUAACAACACAUCGGAGGAGAAAGUCUCGGAUGCCUUGCAGUCAAUGUCACUAGCUCGUUCUUUGAUAUGGGAUUUUGGGGAAGCUCCACCAUCACUAAAUUUUAGAUUGUUGAGGAUAUUGGUCACAUGUAGUUCUCGAUCUACUAAAGCAUAUAGCCUAGAAGAAUAUAUGCUUCGACUAGUUAACUCGCGAUAUCUAGAUAUUAGCGCCCAAUGGGGGCGCGCGAGAGGAUUCCCUUCUUCAGUCAAUCUGCUUUGGAAUCUACAGACAUUGAUUGUUGACACACUCCAAGGCCUUAUUGCACCAGCUGAAAUUUGGCACAUGCCUCAAAUUAGGCAUGUCCAUUGGAGAGGGCUAAGUCUCCCAGAUCCGAGCGGCCAAGGUGACAUUGUCUUGAGAGACUUACAAACACUUGUGACAAUAAAAGAUUUCAAGUGUAGCAAAGAGGUGGUUAAGCGAAUUCCCAAUAUCAAGAAAUUGCGAGUAUCUUAUGAGAGACUUAGGGAAAGUUGUCUUAGCAAUCUUGUAUGUCUAGAUAAACUCGAGUCCUUUGGCUGCUUUUGUUUUCCAAAGACCAAUGCUGAUUAUCUGGCAUGCCUUAACUUCCCAAAUUCGCUCAAGAAGUUGUCUCUACAAAGUGGAUUCUGGCGAUGUUGGGAUGCCAUAUUGCAAAAGAUAGGUAGAUUGCCACUUCUCGAGAAGCUCAAACUCUACUAUGGGUCUUUUGGAGGGUCCUCGUGGGAAACGAGUGAAGGGCAAUUCCGCAGCCUUAAAUUCUUGGAACUUCACGAGUGUGAUGAACUAGAAUUCUGGAAAACGGAGAGCUCCCACUUUCCACGCCUUGAACACCUUGUACUUCACCGAUUGUUCUUGUUACAGGAGAUUCCUUUAGAUUUUGCAGAAUCAUCGACACUUAGAUAUAUUGACUUGAAGUUUUGCAGUGAUUCUGCUGUCGUUUCUGCUAAGAGAAUACUAGAGGAACAGGAGGAAUUACAAGGGGAAGUAACCCUCCAAGUCGGAAUUAUGCUAUCAAGAAAGAACGAAGCACUGGAGAGUUUGGCAAGUCCCGACUUUCGUGUGUUGAUUGCUGGGAGUAACUAAGAUGCUAUCUAUCAAGAAUGCACCUCAACUGGGACGGAUGCAGGAAUUUAUUUUGAAGGGGGCCUUACUGUUGUGGUUUCUAGCAAGAACAGGGAAGAACCAAGUUAUAUUUUUGUAAAUUUAUAUGGAUAUUUAUAGUGCAGUGUUAAUAAACAUAGGAAGAUGAUUCCUCUUGCUUUCAUCAAUCACAAUUAUUAAAGUCAUAAAUGAUAACUGGAGAAUCCAAAUUUGCAUCUCUA